Molecule: messenger RNA, 1364 nt
Organism: Calypte anna (Anna's hummingbird)
Lineage: Eukaryota; Metazoa; Chordata; Aves; Apodiformes; Trochilidae
Product: acrosin
Exons: 5
Coding region: 136-1155 (339 amino acids)
Biological process (GO): proteolysis; acrosome reaction
Molecular function (GO): serine-type endopeptidase activity
Source: RefSeq, a predicted model, not a curated record
UGUCCCCCCCCCAGCGAUGUCACCGUGCCCAGAACCCAGACCCAGCGUCUGUGACCUCAGCCCUGGGGCCAGGGCAGGAGGUGGCACCCUGAGCUCUGCUGCUCUGCUGGCCACCAGCCCUCGUGUCCUGCAGCCAUGGCUCUGCUCCCGCUCCUCCUCCUGCUGGCCCUGUGCUGGGCUGCCCACGGCUCCUGGGACACCUGUGGGACUUGCGGGAUGCGGCCCAUGUUUCAAGGGCUGGACCAGUCCCGCGUGGUGGGGGGCACAAACGCCCGGGCAGGGUCCUGGCCCUGGAUCGUCAGCCUCCAGGACGGCUGGGGACACGUGUGCGGAGGGUCCCUCAUCACCCCCCAGUGGGUCCUCACCGCAGCCCACUGCUUCGACGAGGCCGGGCCCGGCACCCUCUGGCACGUGCUGCUGGGGGCCACCCAGCUGAGCCGCCCGGGCCGCCACGCCGAGGUGCGCAACGUCACCCAGAUCCGGAUUCACCAGGACUACCACAACAUCUCCAUGACCAACGACAUCGCGCUGCUGGAGCUGGAGCGGCCCGUCCAGUGCAGCUCCUACAUCCAGCUGGCCUGCGUGCCCGACUUCUCGGUCAGCCUGUCGCAGCUGAGGUCCUGCUACGUCAGCGGCUGGGGGGCCACCACCGCCAGAUCCACCGAGGUCAGCGACAUGCUGCAGGAGGCCAGGGUGGAGAUGAUGGAUGUCAAGGUCUGCAACAGCAGCGGGUGGUACCUGUGGGAAGUCCACCCCUACAACCUGUGUGCCGGCUACGAGCGGGGGGCCAUCGACACCUGCCAGGGGGACAGCGGGGGCCCUCUCUCCUGCCAAGAUGGACAAGCCGACUACUUCUGGGUGGUGGGAGUGACCAGCUGGGGGAAAGGCUGCGCCAGAGUCCGAAGGCCCGGGAUCUACACCUCCACGCAGCACUUCUACGGCUGGAUCCUGGCACAGCUGGGGCUGGAGCCGGAGGCAGCGGAGGCAGCGGAGGCAGCUCCACAGCCCGGCCCCACCUCAACCCCCUCCCAGCCAGGACCAGCACCAGUACCCGAGGGCUGGGCUGCUGCCUGUCCCUUCCCAGUCCAGAAGGUGCUGCAGUUCUUCCAGCUGCUGCAGGAGCUGCUGCAGGUCCUGAGGGGAGCCCGGGCUUGAGCAGCAGAGGGAGAGGAUCCAGCGCAGGCUGCGGUGCCCCAGGGCAUCUCCUCCUGGGCCAGGGCCUGCGGGUCCCGAGGAGGCCCCAGCGCCCCAGGCCUGCCCUGCCCUGCCCUGCCCUGCCCGCUCUCCUCUGGGGCACAGAGAUGCUGUUGUUGAGGCGGUUCUUGCAAUAAAGUUGUCAGUGUUCCCAGCUCCCCCUGCUACAG